Messenger RNA from Chara braunii, 1237 nucleotides. Lineage: Eukaryota; Viridiplantae; Streptophyta; Charophyceae; Charales; Characeae. The record is from the annotation of a GenBank genome assembly.
GCCCGAUUCUAAAUGUAUCUGGUACCGGUAAUGGUCCAGAUACGCACAUUGAAAACAAUAUUCGAAAUGUAUAUGGAACGGGUAAUGGUCCUGAUACAUACAUUUGCAUUAAAAACGUUGAAUCAAUUUGAAUGGGCUUAUUUGAAAUCCCAGAAGAUACGGAACUUGGGCUUCCUGUGGCUUCAUGUGUGGUCACCAGGUUUUUAAUUUUUAUUAUUAUUUUAUCUUUUUCUGGGAGGGGGAACGGGGGGGCGUAUCACAGGAAGACGGGGAUAUGGCGAGGAGAGGGGAUUAUGGAGAGGAGGAGGAGGAUGUGGAUGAGGAGGACGAUGAGGAGUCGUCGAGGUGGAGGGAGGAGAAGAGAUGGAGGGAGGGAAAAGAGGAAGGGCAACAGGAGAAGGACGAGUGGGAGGAGGAGGAGACAUGGACGGCGAGGACGGGAGGACAUGAGGAAGGGAAAGAGGUGUCUCUGGUGUUUGCGAACGUGUCGGAAAGUGAUAUUCUGCUCCGGAAAAAGCUCGAUCGCCUCUCCUUUUCACAUACGAAUGUUAAGGUGUAUUAUGUGAUCGACAGACCAGCCAAGGGAUGGGACAGAGGUGUUGGGUAUAUCAAUGAGGACAUGCUGAGGAAGGCAAUGCCGCCACCGUCAGAUGAGAAUCUGAUAAUGCUGAGUGGCUUGCUGGCGAAGAUGGGCUACACCAAGAACCAGGUGUUUAAGUUCUAAAGCAUGUGCAAUUUGYUGUCUUUGAGAGAAAGGGUGGGCUACACGAAGAACCAGGGGCUCCGCUUUGUGGGGGUUGUAGACCCCCACAAGGAGUUACUGCGAACCAGAACCAGAUGGCGAACAAUGGGAGCAACGUGGGGAGCUUGUGGUUGCCUGCAUGUUUGAAAGGGUGCAGAUGAGUCAGGAAUGACGGGGCCAAUGACGAAGCGGCGACUGGCACGAUUAUGAGAUGGUCCGGAGUCUAGUGAAGGCAUCAUGCGGUUAAGGGGAAGGGCGGUUGAUGUGGUUUCAGGCGGUGUCACAAACGAGAUGUAAGGUCUGUUUGCCGCUGUAUCCCUUUGUCCUGGUGUGUGUGAUGUGAGAAGGAUGGAGCAACACGACACAAUUACGGAGUGAAGGCAGACAUGCGCUCUAUUCAGCCAGAGUUGGUAUAGUUAUAGUGUGAAUCGAAAAUGUGCAAGUCGUUCGACUGGGUGGGAAGAUGAUGCCAUCGAAAGCUCUGCUUUUAUACGC